This is a messenger RNA of Coturnix japonica (Japanese quail), 2694 nucleotides long. NCBI's taxonomy places the organism in Eukaryota, Metazoa, Chordata, Aves, Galliformes, Phasianidae. The record is from RefSeq and is a predicted model, not a curated record.
UCAAUACGCCACGGCCAACAUGGCGGACAUUAAACCUCGACUGGCCGCCUCUUUCAGCCAACCCCAGCGCCACAGCCAUUCCCACACUGCAUCGCGCAGCGCGCGGGCACAGCGCCGCCCGGGGGAGAGAGCGCGCGGCGCGGGCACGGCAGCGCGGGCACGGGAACCAGGGGAGAGCAAGGAGAGCAAGGAGAGCGGCCGGGCUGCACCGGGACACAACGCCCGCACCGGGACACAAUGCCGGCACCAGGAGCCGCCGCUCCUCGCCACCCGGCGGGACGGGCGCUAUCCCUCCGCGGCCCUCGGCCGGCGUUGGCCGCUGCCUCCCGAAGGGAAACCUGCAGCCUGCCCCGAUAGACCCGCAGCCCGCCCCGGGACGCUGGGGACAAGGGCUGGUACCGCCCGGCCGGCCCCGUUGCUGAGUGCGGCCGGGGCAGCCCGUCCCGAGGCCUCGCUCCCUCACUUACCCCUCAUGCCGGCGCUGGGGCCGCCCGUUCGCCUCAGAGCGCGGCGCCCCAACCAACGGCCGCUGCGGCGCCCGCGGGGUCCCACGACCGGCCGAGGCGGAGCGGCGCCCCGAGCCCCGCGGCAGCGCUGCCCGCACCUCGGGACAACGCGGCCCCUGAGCACGGAGCUCGUUCGAAACGCGGUGGCGGCCGCAACGCGAGGAGCUGCGGGCGGCAGUUCGUUAUAGCGCUGAGCUGCGCACACGUGAACUGCUCCAACUCCUGUUUGCAUUGAACCACCGCUCCAAUACCCGCAGCAGCGCUCUCCUAUGUGGGGAGGGACGCUCCGAGCCGCCUUUCUCUCACUGACAUCUCCCCAGAUCAGCCCCAUACGGCUCACAACACUCAUCACAACACUCAUCUCCCUGCCACCGAUUCGAGGGAACGCUGCAGGCGCUGAUCCACCUGUGUCUGCGUCCUACCGCGCUGUGACUGGCGGCCCGCAGUUAAAUCGCAACACGCUUUAAGUUAGUUUUCAAACAACCAGAGCACUGCUUCAAUGUACAUGUUCCUCCACGUCUGAAGCAAAAGAUGAUAGUUCCCUUCUGUUUAUGAGACGCAGUAGCUGAAACCUGUUCUUGCUCUGACACGUUUUAGUCCUGGGAAAUGGAACUUCAGGAAAAAAGGAUGUACAAACAUGAAAAGGACUUGAUUCAUUUGCUGAUCUCUUAAGCCUGCAUGUCCGACUUCCCAACAGGAGCGUGGAACUGCUUCACCUGCACUCACAGGCUGUUGGGACAGGGAGCUCUGUCUGCAUGGAAACGGGUCAUGAAUGUCACUUCCUUUAAGGUAUUUGGCUUCCUUGUUUUUGAAGGGAUGCUGGUAUGAACCGAAGGGUAUCACUGUAUUCAUUUCUAUUCCGGUAAUGACAGCAAAGCCAAAUGUAAAAAUUACAUCUUGCUUUUUCAUGCUAAUAUUAAAGCUUAAGCAUUCCCUACCUGGAAAAAAAGUAAUCCUAAAAUAAAUGGCAUCUAAAACUUUGACAGAGUUUUCAACAAAUACUGAAUAAUUUAGUUUAUCCAAAUAGCAGCCGGAUGAGGCAAUGCAAAAGAUAAAUAGCAGCACAUUGUCACGCACAGGCUUUGACCUCAAACACCCAGUGAAAAUGAAACACCUGGAAGCUAAGCAAAAAAUAAGGCAGUGAUGUACGACUCUCCACUUCCACCGAUGAAAGAAAAACAAUACACAACAAAAAACAAAGCACAGAAAACAUCCUGAGCUAUAAAGAAAGAAUACUCCAGUUUAAGCUUAUCCUCAAUUGACCUUUGCAUUUCUAACCCCUCUAUGGGCUGAAGAAAAGCGCAGAGCGUGCAGAACGGACACUAACACUUGGACACAAACAGGAUGCAUUAAGAUGAAAUGUUGGCCCGAAGCUCUUGGACUCAUCAGCUUUUAAUGUUUUACUAAUAAAAUACCGUCCAACUAUUUUGUGGCAGAAACUGAUGAGACCUCAAAAUCACCUUCAUUAAUCUGCUGGUGAGAUGAGAUGAGGACUGUGAUUUGAGAACAAGGAUAUUCCAAAGCAAUGCGACAUCAGCACCAAUUUCUGUUCUGCAAAGGACACAGACAUCUUUGUUGCAACAUGAAUUGCGUUCUUCAGCCAUUUGGUAGAAGAGGAAAACACAAAGAAUACCAGAAGGUGGAAAGAUGCUCUAACCUCUGACUUGCAGGAAGAGGAGCAUAUUAUUUUGUACAAGUUGCAGUCUGGAAGAGGUGUGGAGGAACCUGACUUCCUAGAGCAGGAGAGUCUGGAGCAAGAAAGACAUCCCUGAUUCACAGCUGGGAAACAGGUUACCACCGAAGAAGGCUUUUUAAACAGAAAUCAUUGCUGUAACUCGAUACUGACAUGUGUAAUGUGGACUACUACAGAUAACAAAGUCAUAAAACGAGAAAGGAGAAACAAGAUUCUAUGUGCAAAAGAUUUAUAGAAUAGGAAGACCUACUUAUUCCCCCUUCUGAAACCUUGUUGAGUGUUGAACCGAAGACCAGAUGAAUAGUUUAGAACGUUCAAAAAGGAAGAGCCAGGUGAUGAAGCCAUCAAAGUAUGUUACCACACAUAGAAAAAUAAAGACUGUUGAUAUAUGCAGUGAAUGAAGCAGGAGGCAUGGCCUCUACUUGAAGCAAGUCUCAGAUUAUAUUCUUUCAUACCGCAAACACACAUCUGGAAAACUGUCUACACAUCACUACU